Molecule: messenger RNA, 1029 nt
Organism: Ustilago hordei
Lineage: Eukaryota; Fungi; Basidiomycota; Ustilaginomycetes; Ustilaginales; Ustilaginaceae
Exons: 2
Coding region: 1-1029 (342 amino acids)
Cellular component (GO): mitochondrion; mitochondrial membrane
Molecular function (GO): flavin adenine dinucleotide binding; flavin-dependent sulfhydryl oxidase activity
Source: RefSeq, a predicted model, not a curated record
AUGCCGACAUUCGAAUCAAAGCCAUUGCGAAAGUCAAAUUCGUUCGUGGCGAAUCUGGCACCAAAAGCGCGACGUAGACCACUGCUAUUCUUCGGCAUUCCCUUCCUAGCAACGAUUGUAGGAGCUAGCUUCGGACUGGCCAACCUCACGCAGACACGAUACGACUACAAUGCAACCAGGGUACAGACCAUCUCGAAGGAGGAAGAGUUGCGGAUGAAGAAGGAUCGCAAACGCAUCGAUAUCCGCGAGGAAUACUUUCGACUUCAAGCGAAAGAGGACGAACUGGAUAACUGGGAGCCAAAGCGUAUCGAAAGACCUGACGGUGUGGCGGACUGGGGUGUGGCCCCCACAUCAUACCGCUCGCUUGAGACCGAGAGUUUAUCACCCCAAGAUGCAGCAGAAGAGAAAAGCAAAGGAAUCACGACAAGCAAUGUCCGCUCUUCAUCAAAACAGCCUCAGGUCGUGCUUGGCCCCGAUGGCAAGCCGUGUCGAGCCUGCAACUCGAAACUUGCUUUUUCUGCUGCCAUGAAGGGUGCUAAGAUCCCUGGCUCCGGCUCCACCUCCAAAGACGCAUCCAAGAAGGACCCUUUAUCAACAUCGGCAGCGGCCGCACUCGCGUCGACGUCGGGUAGCUCCACCGAACGUGCAUGCCCGCCUGACGGCGAAGAGCUUGGUCGAUUUGCCUGGGCUUUGUUGCAUUCCGCCGCAGCCUACUUCCCCCAAGACCCAUCAGCGCAACAGCAAAAUUCAAUGCUUGCGAUGUUCCGAGCUUUGCCACAUAUCUACCCGUGUCAUUCUUGUGCUGAGGCGUUGGGAGAAGAGUACAAACGCGAGGAGAAGGAAGGUGGCUGGGAAGAUCGCAACCUGAAGCUCGCUGAAGCUGUGCGAUCCGGACCUGCUCUGCGCAAGUGGCUAUGCGGCAUUCACAACGAAGUCAACCAACGGCUGGGUAAGCCGCCGUUCCCUUGCACAGAGGCCAAGCUCACGGAGCGAUGGCUUGACGGACCUUCGGAUGGCAGCUGCGAUUGA